This is a messenger RNA of Talaromyces proteolyticus, 1815 nucleotides long. RefSeq lists its product as uncharacterized. Gene Ontology annotation, biological process: regulation of DNA-templated transcription. The transcript has 3 exons. Gene Ontology annotation, molecular function: zinc ion binding; DNA-binding transcription factor activity, RNA polymerase II-specific. Lineage: Eukaryota; Fungi; Ascomycota; Eurotiomycetes; Eurotiales; Trichocomaceae. Bases 1 to 1815 code for a protein of 604 amino acids. The record is from RefSeq and is a predicted model, not a curated record.
AUGGCUGCAAGUCCCGUGGAUCUACUCUCCGAGUUUUCCAAAAACAAGCCCGGAAGGCAGGGGAUAAAGCGCGUCAAAUCCGGUUGCAAAACCUGCAAAAUCCGCAGAGUGAAAUGUGACGAGAAGAAGCCGGCCUGUGAUCGAUGCAUUUCCACCGGGCGCACAUGUGAUGGGUAUGGCAUCUGGGGCAACGGUGGCAAUUACUAUGGCUCUCGCCAAAACAAACAGUCCAGGAGGUCUUCUUCCUCUGAUAGUUUUGAUUCGGCUUGCAGUGCUCGGGGCCUUCCUUAUGCUGAUAAGAAAUGCCUGACCCCCAAGGCGAACGCUGAUGAAGCAAGCUGCUUUGAAUUCUUCCAUGCGCGGACUAUGCUCAAGCUCCCAGGCUACUUCAACUCGGAGUUCUGGGAGCGGAUCGUGCUGCAGAUAUCCUCCUCAGAGCCCGCUGUAUUCCAUGCUGUUCUCGCCUUGGUAUCCACUCAACGGAGCCAGGAAAUGGAUGGCUGUAUGCGACCAGACUCGGAUAGUCUUUCUGUUGACUAUGAUGUCGAAAUGAGCAAAUGGGACCGUUUUGCAUUGCAACAUUACAACAAAGCCAUCGUUCAACUGCAGACUCACAUCCAAAAAAAUAAUCACGAAUCUGUGCGGGUAGCUUUGACUGCAUGUAUUCUUUUCACAUGUGUUGAAUUAAUGAGAGGCUGUUACGCCUCAGCCAAUAUGCACAUUGACCAUGGAAUUAAGGUGCUCCGCAACUUGAAAGGUCGAAGUACCAUGGGUAAAUCGAGCCCGUCAGCUACACUAAUUCGGUCAUCCGAUCUCACAACAAUAGACGAUCACUUGCUGGAAACAUUCGCGCGAAUGAAUAUUCAAUCGAUGCUAUUUGGAUACCCCUCCCAAUUUCUGCACGUCACGAAAGAUGACGAUGCAUAUCGACAAAGAUACGAACCCCCCAAUAUGUUUUCAACAUUAGAAGAAGCUCGUCAGCCACUGGAGGUAUUAUUAAAUGGUAUCCUUCACCUUGCUGAUGAGGCUCGCGAACCUGAUUUAUCUCUUGAUAAGGCUGCGAAGCUCUUGUGUCAAAGAGAAGAAUUGCAAGACUCUUUGAAAUACUGGGUGAAGAUCUUUGAUAAUUCCGUGGCUAUGCUUUUACCGUCUCUCAACGUGCGUCAAGCCAUGGGCCUAACUGUUCUUCAAGUGUACUGCAUCAUGGCUGAAAUCAUGAUCGGUACAUGUCCCAUACCCAAUGAAGCUUGGAGUGAGAUGGUUUACGACGAAUACAAUUCCAAAUUCACGGAGAUUGUCACGAAACUUUCCGAUAUAAUAUCAUUAAGGAAUAUACCGGUGCAUUAUAUUCCCGACUUCAAAAAUUGUCAUAUCGGGCCUUAUAAUUUCUGUGCAGAUAUCGGGCUCAUUGCGCCGUUGUAUUACAUAGCGGUAAAAUGCCGUGUCCCAUCUGUGCGAAGAGCAGCAAUUAAUCUAUUGAAUAUGGCACCUCAUCGUGAAGUAUUAUGGGAUGGUGUAGCUGUUGCUGCCGCGGCUAAAACAGUCGUGAAUUUAGAAGAAUUGGGUUGGACCCCAGAUGAGAUUUGCUCAUCUGAGACAUCAUUUCCACCAGCGCAGCAACCACUUCCAGACUCGUAUCGCUUUGAAAAUGUUCAAAUAGUCAUGGACGAUGGAAUCAGCGAGAAAGGCAAGGUCAUUUGCAAGAAGCGGAUCAAAAGUGGAAUUUUCUUUCCUGAAUUUGGAGCCCAGACAGAAUGGGAGGUGAUUGAGGAAGACUUUGAGUAUAAGAGAGUUUAUACACAUCGAUUUUUUUGA